This is a messenger RNA of Balaenoptera musculus (blue whale), 4497 nucleotides long. It is a transcript of the gene DUSP8, whose product is annotated as dual specificity phosphatase 8. The transcript is spliced from 7 exons. Lineage: Eukaryota; Metazoa; Chordata; Mammalia; Artiodactyla; Balaenopteridae. Gene Ontology annotation, biological process: negative regulation of MAPK cascade; protein dephosphorylation. The record is from RefSeq and is a predicted model, not a curated record. Bases 239 to 2104 code for a protein of 621 amino acids. Gene Ontology annotation, cellular component: cytoplasm. Gene Ontology annotation, molecular function: protein tyrosine/threonine phosphatase activity; MAP kinase tyrosine/serine/threonine phosphatase activity.
GGCCCGCGCGCUCCCCCGGCCCCUGCCCCGGCUGCGCGGGCCCCCGCCGGGCCCAUGGGCUGCGCGGCCGAGCGGGCGCUCUGAGCGCGGCGCGGGUCCCCGGGGCGGCCCGGAGGCGAGCGUGAACGAGGUCUGGCGCCAUGCCCGGGCACUCGGAGCCCUAGGCCACACCCGGGCAGUGGGAGCAGCCCCCGCUCACUCCCGGGCUCACCCCCUCCCCACUGCCCACUGCCACGCCAUGGCCGGGGACCGGCUCCCUCGGAAGGUGAUGGAUGCCAAGAAACUGGCCAGCCUGCUGCGGGGUGGGCCCGGGGGCCCACUGGUCAUUGACAGCCGCUCCUUCGUGGAGUACAACAGCUGGCACGUGCUCAGCUCUGUCAACAUCUGCUGCUCCAAGCUGGUGAAGCGGCGCCUGCAGCAGGGCAAGGUGACCAUCGCCGAGCUGAUCCAGCCCACCUCGCGCAGCCAGGUGGAGGCCACGGAGCCGCAGGACGUGGUGGUCUAUGACCAGAGCACAAGGGACGCCAGCGUGCUGGCCGCAGACAGCUUCCUCUCCAUCCUGCUCAGCAAGCUGGACGGCUGCUUCGACAGCGUGGCCAUCCUCACAGGGGGCUUUGCCACCUUCUCCUCCUGCUUCCCCGGCCUCUGUGAGGGCAAGCCUGCUGCCCUGCUGCCCAUGAGCCUCUCCCAGCCCUGCCUGCCCGUGCCCAGCGUGGGCCUGACCCGCAUCCUGCCUCACCUCUACCUGGGCUCCCAGAAGGAUGUCCUGAACAAGGAUCUGAUGACCCAAAACGGAAUAAGCUACGUCCUCAACGCCAGCAACUCCUGCCCCAAGCCUGACUUCAUCUGUGAGAGCCGCUUCCUGCGCAUUCCCAUCAACGACAACUACUGUGAAAAGCUGCUGCCCUGGCUGGACAAGUCCAUCGAGUUCAUCGAUAAAGCCAAGCUGUCCAGCUGCCAAGUCAUCGUCCACUGUCUGGCCGGCAUCUCCCGCUCCGCUACCAUCGCCAUCGCUUACAUCAUGAAGACCAUGGGCAUGUCCUCCGAUGACGCCUACAGGUUCGUGAAGGACCGUCGCCCGUCCAUUUCGCCCAACUUCAAUUUCCUGGGCCAGCUGCUGGAGUACGAACGCAGCCUGAAGCUGCUGGCCGCCCUGCAGGGCGACGGGGCGUCCCACCCUGGGACCCCGGAGCCCCUCCCGGGCCCUGCCGCCCCACUGCCGCCGCUGCCACCACCUACCUCAGAGAGUGCUGCCACCGGGAGCGCAGCGGCCACCGCCACCAGGGAGGGCGCACAGAUGGGGGGUGGGGAGACCCCCACCCCCGCCCCCGCCCCGGCCACCAGCGCGCUGCAGCAGGGCCUGCGUGGCCUGCACCUCUCCUCUGACCGCCUCCAGGACACCAACCGCCUCAAGCGCUCCUUCUCGCUGGACAUCAAGGCGGCCUAUGCGCCGAGCCGGCAGCCCGACGACCCCGGGCCCCCCGACCCCGGGGAGGCCUCCAAACUCUGCAAACUGGACAGCCCAUCGGGGGGCGUGCUGAGCCUGCCCUCCCCCAGCCCCGACAGCCCGGACGCGGCGCCCGAGCCACGCCCCCGGCUCCGCCGGCGGCCCCGGCCCCUAGCCGGCUCCCCGGCGCCCGGCCUCGGCCUGAACUUCGGUGACGCCGCCCGGCAGACUCCGCGGCUCGGCCUCUCGGCCCUGUCGGCGCCCGGGCUGCCCGGCCCUAGCCAGCCGGCCGGCCCUGGCGGCUGGGCGCCGCCGCUCGACUCCCCGGGCACGCCGUCCCCCGACGGGCCCUGGUGCUGCAGCCCCGAGGGCGCGCAAGGCGCAGGCGGCGCGCGGUUCGCACCCUUCGGCCGGGCCAGCGGGCCGGGCGCGGGAGGCGGCGACCUGCGGCGGCGGGAGACGGCGAGGCCCGAGGCCCGGGACGCGAGGACCGGCUGGCCCGACGAGCCGGCCCCGGAGACGCAGUUCAAGCGCCGCAGCUGCCAGAUGGAGUUUGAGGAGGGCAUGGUGGAGGGGCGCGCGCGCGGCGAGGAGCGGGCCGCCCUGGGCAAGCAGGCCAGCUUCUCGGGCAGCGCGGAGGUCAUCGAGGUGUCCUGACCGCGGCCGGGAGCGGCCCCUCCGCGGUGACCCGGCGCCCCCAGCCCUUCCGCUGCCCUCGGCUGGGCCCGCUAUAAAUACAUAUUAUAUAUAAUGCAAUGAAAGGUAAAUGGUUUUACUGCGAUUUUUAUCGAGAAGUAAAUAUUUCAAUUUUUUAUUUAUUUAAGCUGUUCAUUCUGGCAAUGAUUUGGCAACAGUGCGGGCGGUCCUCGGAGCUCUAUUUUUACUGUCUGGUAUUUAAACUGAAACCCACGUUUCUAAGCAAUAUGAGGCCACCUUCAGUUGCAAGCUGGGGUGCCAGGCCUGGGGUUCCCUCCUCCCCCCUCCCCCAGGAAACACUGCUGACCGUUGCAAAGAGGCUGCUGAGCUUUCGUGCACUUUUUACAUAAGGGGUAAAAAAGAUUAAAAAACCUUUGCCACAAACUGAGCCGCAGAACCUCCCUGCCCCUCCCCCCCACCAUGACCUCCUCUCCUGCCUCUUCCUUCUCCACUGCUCCUUUCUGGGCCCUUCACCAAAGCCAUAGGUGGGAGGAGGUGUCCCGGGAGCUGAGGAGGCACCGCCAGCCCCCUGCCAGCUCAAGGCGCCAGGUCUCGGUGCCAUAGCGGGCACCCCCACCGCCUGUGCCCCCGGGCCUGUUGCCUGGCAGGUGUCGGGGGCCCAGGGUGUUCAGAGGACUGGGGUCUGGAAGAGGGGAGGAGCGCGGUGAAGGGGGCUCCCGGGUGUCAGGUGACAUGGGUCCACAGGGCAGGGACUGGAGGUGGAACGCCCCCACCCCUGCCCGAGCCUGGGUGCAGUUUCACGGGGUCAGGGGAGGCUGCUGCCCUAUCCUCCGCUUUGGGGGUGCCCCCUAGCGCCAGCUGCCAGUGGGAGGGCCAGCAGGAGGGGGAGCUUGGCCCCUGGGGGUGGCAGGCGGGAGGAGCUGGGCCGCCAGUGCUGGCUCCACUGAUCAGAGGGGGCAGACAGAUUUAGGGGCUUGUUCUGCAGGUGGAGGUCCCUCCGGGAGGAGUGGCUGGCUCGCAGAGGGAGGGGGCAGUCAGCGCCUGGCAGACCCUUAUGCCUCCGGGGGCAGGGCCUCAGCUUGGGAGGGCCGCCUCCACGUAAAGAUCCCUGAUGUGAGCAGAUGCAGGUGUCCCCCACGUCUGCCCAACCUCCACAGGGACCUCGGAGGAGAGAGACCCCUGUACCCCCCUCUCCUCUCCUUUGAAGCCUCCCCGGUAUCUUCAAGGUGACAUGCCAGUCCCUACUCCCAGGUGGCUUUUUGGCCCAGGUGGGCCAGCCUGGGGGUGAGGGCAGGAGAAAAGCCCCAGCUACCCCUCCUCGGUCAGUGGGACCCAAGGCUUUUGGAGGCAGGAGUGGGUGUCCCCCAACCUUCAGAUGUCCUAGAGUGUCCAGGAGUGGGGGCUGGUCACCUUGAGGAGAGGCCAGGGGCUUGGCAGAAGGGGUGGCCUGGGCAGGACUGAGUCCUCAGGCUGGCAUUGGUGGGGGGGGGCGUGCCUGCCCCCAGCUGCCCUCUGGCUGUUUCUUCUAUUUGUUCUUCUUUUGACCCCCGCCUUAUGUCCCGUCAUCCCACCUUUGAACAAAAGUUCUGUUCCUGUUCCCUCCGUCGCCACCCCGUCCCCCAAGAACAUAAGCUAUCAUUGUUGUAUUUGCAAUCUAUGGACUAGAGGUUUAACUAUUUAUUACUAUUGGUUAAUUAUUAUUAUUAUUAUUGAUUAUGUAAAUUUGCCUCCUGUCUGUCUAUCGCGUUGUGUUUCUGAGGUGACCCCGGGCGUGGAAGAUGCACUGGUCCCCCCUCCGCGCCCUACCCCUAAGCUGUCCAGGAGACAGUGCUCAGGGCCACUGGUUGGGCCCCACCACCCUGGGGGCAGGUCCCAUGGCCCGUUCUCCCUUCCCUCCGUCCUUGUCCAGGGCUGCAGAGCCCUGUGGCUUCUGUCCUGGGGCGCGUGGAGGGUGUUGCUCUUGAGACACUGGUCGAACUGAGCAGCUGUGAUGAGAGAAGGUCCUGUCUCGGCCGCCCCCGCCCCCCGUGCUGGCGGCACUGGGCAGCGGGCAAGAGCCCCUCCCUGGUCACUUCCACCCACUGUCCCAGGCGGGGAGCGGGCAGGGCCCCAGCCCUCUCCAAGUCUCUCUUGGCCCUCCCACCCCUCCUGCUGGCCCAGUGCCCUGGCAUCAGGGGUCCCCCAGAAUGGACCCGGCCCCCUCCUAUUAUUUGCUGGAAAGUCCAGCGGAGGAGAGGUGGCAGGUCCCCCCGCAUGGCUCCCGGUCCCUCUGGACUGGGCCGCCCCACCUCAGAGCCCCUUCCCCAGCGUGGACACUCUCUGAUUCCUGUCCUGUCCCCUUCUUUUGUAUUUGGAAACGACGUGUUGUAAUAAAUCCUGAGAUGGAUGUUUUC